This is a messenger RNA of Drosophila takahashii, 3463 nucleotides long. It is a transcript of the gene drongo, whose product is annotated as Arf GTPase activating protein drongo. Gene Ontology annotation, molecular function: GTPase activator activity. Lineage: Eukaryota; Metazoa; Arthropoda; Insecta; Diptera; Drosophilidae. The record is from RefSeq and is a predicted model, not a curated record. Gene Ontology annotation, cellular component: cytoplasm; membrane.
CAGGCAAGAUUCAGUUCGUGUACGCUUACAACAGCUCCGCGCCCCACGCCGCCUCCUCCUUCCGCUCCGCCGUCGCCCCCUUUGCGCCCUACACGGCCGAGCGGACCACCACCCACCACCACCCACUCCCACACCCCAUCCCUGACCCCCAGGAUCGCCUGCCCUCGGACACCGAGCAGCUAGCGGGCACGGAUCAGGAGCAGGAAGAGGAGGAAUCCGAGGAGGAGCGCGCAGGUAGCGGACCCUCCGUCAAGCCGCUCAUCGCGACAACAACAAUAGUACCGGAAGCGGUACAAAAGCAGCAAGCGACGACCCAAGGAGCAACAGAGACGGCGACAAUGGCGGUGGUGCGAAAGAAACAGGAUGACAAGUACCUGCUCGCCCUGCGGGAACUGGUGGCCAGCGGUUCGGGGGGCAAUCGGCAGUGCUUCGACUGCGGGCAAAAGGGACCGACCUAUGUGAACAUGACCAUCGGAUCCUUUGUCUGCACCCGCUGCUCCGGAGUCCUACGCGGUUUGACGCCACCACAUCGGGUGAAAUCCAUAUCGAUGGCCACAUUCACACAGGACGAGAUCGACUUCCUGCGCAGCCACGGCAACGAGCUGUGUGCCAAGACCUGGCUGGGAUUGUGGGAUCCCAAGCGGGCCGCCCACCAGCAGGAGCAGCGUGAGCUGAUGAUGGACAAGUACGAGCGCAAGAGGUACUACCUGGAGCCGGCCAGUCCGCUCAAGUCGCUGGCCAAUGCGGUCAAUCUGAAGUCAUCCGUUCCGGUAACGAAUCACAUUCAGAAUGGCCAGCACCACAACGGUUAUGCCAGCAUUCAUCUGACUCCGCCGGCUGCACAGAGGACCUCGGCCAAUGGAUUGCAGAAAAUGGCCAACAAUUCAUCCAGUAACAGCUCCUCGGGAAACUCCUCCUCUUCGAUCAGCCGGCCACAUCAUCAUCAUCAUAACCAUAAUCAUCACAACAACAGUAGCAGCCAAAAUAACAAUCACGAUGCCUUUGGUUUGGGUGGCGGAUUGAGCAGCCUCAACAGCGCAGGUUCCACAUCCACGGGAGCUCUUUCCGACACCAGCAGUUGUGCCAGCAAUGGCUUCGGUGCGGACUCCGAUUUUGUGGCCGACUUUGGUUCGGCCAACAUCUUCGAUGCCACAUCAGCAGCGCGCUCGACAGGAUCGCCGGCAGUGUCCUCCGUCUCCUCGGUGGGCUCUAGCAAUGGCUACGCCAAGGUGCAGCCCCUCCGGGCAGCUCAUCUACAGCAGCAGCAACAGCAACUUCAGAUGCAACAGCAGCAGCAGCUCCUCAAUGGAAAUGGUCACCAGGGUGGUGCUGAGAACUUUGCCGACUUCGAUCAUGCACCCAUCUUCAAUGCAGUGGCUCCACCAACUUUUCACGAUUGGAUCAGCGACUGGAGCAGGCGGGGCUUCCACGAUCCCUUUGACGAUUGCGAUGAGUCGCCACCGACUCCGAAUCCUCCAUUUCCUGCUCAAGUUUCCGCUGCGGUAUCAUCGCCACCACUGCCAACUGUAAAAGAAGAACCAGAAGAGCUGGCGUGGAACUUCUGGCAGGAGGAGAUGCUAAUAGAGGAAGGGCAUCAUCAGGAUCAGCAGUCCCUUUUCCAUGGCACUACGCCUUUCUCACCCUCGAAUCCCUUCCUGACCUACUCAAGCAAUGAGGAACACCAUCUUCCGGCACCAUCUCCUCCAGAGAAGCCCUCCUAUUCGUAUUUGUUGUUCAGCUCCAUAUCAAACAGUUCCCUAGAGGAAGAAGUUCAGGCGGACGAUCAAGAGAUGAAUAUUUUAAAUGCCAAUUUCCAUGAUUUCUUUACGUGGAGUGCUCCCUUGCAGAAUGGCCAUGCGACAAGUCCGCCGAAAGGCGGAAGUGCUGCCAUGGCGCCCAGUGAGGAUCGAUAUGCCGCUCUCAAGGAUCUGGACGAGCAGCUGAGGGAACUGAAGGCCAGCGAAACUGCCACGGAGGCGCCCACGCCCACUAAUGGCAAUGGCCAGGCCACAGAUGCCUUUGGUGGCGCCCUCAACAACAAUCCAAAUCCCUUCAAGGGGCAGCCACAGCAGCAGCAGCAGCUCAGUAGCCACAUGGUGAAUCCAUUCCAGCAGCAACAGCAGCAGCAGCACCUCCAUCAGAAUCUCUAUGGCCAGUUGACGCUCAUACCAAAUGCCUACGGCAGCAGUCCCCAGCAGCAGAUGGGGCACCAUCUCCUCCAGCAGCAGCAGCAGCUUCAGCAGCAUCAGCAGCAGCAGAGCUUCUUCAACUUCAACAACAACAAUGGGUUCACCAUCUCACAGGGUCUGCCCAACGGCUGCGGCUUUGGCAGCAUGCAGCCCGCUCCGGUGAUGGCCAACAAUCCCUUUGCAGCCAGCGGCGCCAUGAACACCAACAAUCCAUUCUUAUGAGACUCAAGCCGGGAGAAUUCGCCACUCGCCACUUGGCAGAGGCGCUGAGCCACCAGCGAACAAAGAGCAGCAGCAGAGGUAGAAGCGCGGCAGAGGAACCGCACCGAAAUUAGUCCAUUUUACGAACAAUAGCGUUAAUCUAUAUAUAUAUAUACAUAAUACAAACGCCGGAGAGCAGUCUCUGUGUACAUAGCUCAAAUAUGUACACCCCGAAGGGCUCCUCCUCGCUCCACGCUGACGCGCUAAUCCUGGAGAGAAGGGGGCGUUGAUAUAUUCUUUUACAUGGUAACUCUACUCUAACGUUUACGGAUUCGGAUACGGAUACGGAUAUUUGUAUUUGCCGUUUGCCCUAGAACUCUCUACUUGUACUAAGCGCGCGCCCAUACGAACACAUCAUCCACUGAACUAACAUAGCUACUAAUCCCAAUCCUAGUGGAGGAUGCAGUUGGCCCAGAUUCUCUGUUAUUUGUUUUGUCUGUCCUCGUCCCAUUUUGUCUUUGUCCCAUUUAGCACUUUCGUUGCGGAUAAGAACUCUUUGUGUGGCCUUAAUAAGAUUAUAAAACUAUAUAUAUUAUAACGUACUACUAUAUAUAUAUACGGAUACAGAUUACAGAUACUACAGAUAUAUACAAAUAUGCUUUUGUACCUAAUGAAUUGUGUAAUUGCUUCUUGUUUUCAUUGCCAAUCGUCUGCUUUCCGUGUGCUAAGUUUAUAUAUUAGUACGUGCGAUAUCGGCCGUGCAGAUAAAUUGCUCAAGUCGUUUGGUUGCACCCACAUCCACACCUAGAACCCAAAACCCACGGCAGACAUUUGUACAUAUACUGUCUGAUUGUAAGCCCCGUGUAAUGCCUCCAUUAACACCAGUCCCUAGUUAGUCCCCCACCCACCCAUCCAUCGCACCCCGAAUCCAUGACUCAAUUCACUGCUCACAUGUCCAUGUCCAGAUAAGAAGCAAGAAUUUUUCCAUUUUUAGCCUUAACGUGUCAAACAUUAUCGAAGCCUUAAAGUUAUUUAAACUACGAAAAUUUCAAUAAAAACAAAUAAGAACGCUA